CGGCGCCCCCUCCUUUCUCCUCUGGACUUUGCGGCCCGCUGUCGUACCUGGGUUCGGAGCCUCCUAGAGUGCUUGUGAAAUGGAGGACAGGAGAAACGUUUACUUCCCAGGCCUACCAAGCACCCCACCACCACCAAUGGCUACUUCCUGGCGACCUCAACGCGUACAUGGCCUUCUGGGGGGAACAAUGACCAUUGGGAAUAAAGGGUUAACAAGAAACUGCCCCUUCUGAUCCCCUAGCCAGCCUGCUCAGAAAACCUGCUGGGAAAGUGAGAACUCAAGUCCCCAAAGGUUCCUGGUGUUGCACCCUAAUCUGAGACUUCUAAACUGGAAGAAGACUCAAGAGGAGCCCUACUUGCAAUUUCUGACGGGCUCAAAUCAGAAAACACCAUGCCUCCUAAUAAAGAGGCCAGCAGUCUUAAUAGCUCCCUUGCGGGUCUCAUCUGUCUCCCUCCCAUCUCUGAGGAGCUGCAGCUCGUGUGGACCCAAGCAGCCCAGACCAGUGAGCUGGACGACAAUGAACACUUGCUCCAGACCUUCAGCUACUUUCCCUACCCCAGCCUGGCAGACAUUGCCCUUCUUUGCCUACGUUACGGGCUACAGAUGGAGAAAGUCAAGACAUGGUUCAUGGCCCAGCGCCUCCGCUGUGGCAUUAGCUGGUCAUCUGAGGAAAUAGAGGAGACCCGGGCCCGAGUCGUAUACCACCGGGACCAACUCCAUUUCAAAUCUCUUCUCUCUCUCACUCACCAUGCAGGGCGGCCUCCAGAGGACGUGGCGCCCUCUCUGAGCGAGCCCACCCAGAUCAAAGGAUUGAAGGUAGAGCCCGAGGAGUCCCCUCAGGUACCACCAGUGCCGCCUCCAAGUCACCAGAAGGGAAAGGAGCCUUUGAUGGCACAUGGGAGUAGGGCAUUCUCACAUCAGUCAGAGUUUUGGCAAGAUCUUCAAAGUAGUGGCCCCUCUAAGGAGCAGGCAGUCAGGGGUCCUGCCCAGUCACGUGGCCUGGGCACUGUAGCCUGGAACCACUCCAGCGCUGCCCACCAGCCUCGGGCUCCGGAGAAGCCCUCGCCAUUCUCGUUCCUUGCCAGUAGCUGUAAGAAGGAGUCAGCAUCGAGUAUGACUCCCUCCUCUUCCUCUACCUCUUCCUCCUCUUCCCAGGUCCUGGCUAAUGGAGCUGCUGCUGCUUCGAAACCCCUCCAGCCCCUGGGCUGUGUCCCGCAGCCACUGUCACCCAACGAGCAGGCCCUUCCCCCUCACCUGGAGCCAGCCUGGCCGCAGGGCCUGCAGCAUAACUUAGCCCCAGGCCGGGCUGGCCCAGCGGAGUGCCUUUCUGCUGACAUGCAGCGCCACCAGCGAAAGACCAAGCGCAAAACCAAAGAGCAGCUGGCCAUCCUCAAGUCCUUCUUUCUGCAGUGCCAGUGGGCGCGGCGGGAGGACUAUCACAAAUUGGAGCAGAUCACUGGCCUACCUCGGUCCGAGAUCAUUCAGUGGUUUGGAGACACACGCUAUGCCUUGAAGCAUGGGCAACUCAAGUGGUUUCGGGACAACAUAGUACCUGGUGCCCCUAGUUUCCAGGACCCAGCCCUUCCCACCCCACUGCCGGCAGCCCGCUCCUUGAAUGAAUGGGCUGAGACACCGCCGCUGCCCACCCCCCUACCCCCCCCAGACAUACAGCCCUUGGAGCGGUACUGGGCAGCCCACCAACAGCUACAGGAGCGGGACAUCCCUCAACUGAGUCAGGCCUCUAGACUUAGCGCCCAGCAGGUGCUGGACUGGUUUGCUUCUCGAUUGCCAGAGCCAGCUGAGGUGGUGGUUUGUCUCGAUGAAGAAGAGGAGGAGGAGGAGGAGGAAAUGCCAGAAGAUGAUGGGGAUGAAGAGGAGGAGGAGGAGGACUACGACGACAACGAUGAUGAUGUGACCAUACAGGACUGAACCGGUGGGGGGCUGCGGGAGGGAAGCCUGUUACUAAAAAGAUGAACUAAUUGAGUAACGUUAAACAAAGAACCCACUUUUUUCAA
Echinops telfairi (small Madagascar hedgehog) is the source of this 2015-nucleotide messenger RNA. It is a transcript of the gene HOMEZ, whose product is annotated as homeobox and leucine zipper encoding. NCBI's taxonomy places the organism in Eukaryota, Metazoa, Chordata, Mammalia, Afrosoricida, Tenrecidae. Gene Ontology annotation, molecular function: DNA-binding transcription factor activity, RNA polymerase II-specific; DNA binding. Gene Ontology annotation, biological process: regulation of transcription by RNA polymerase II. Gene Ontology annotation, cellular component: nucleus. The record is from RefSeq and is a predicted model, not a curated record. The transcript is spliced from 3 exons. Bases 391 to 1929 code for a protein of 512 amino acids.